GUUCCGAAAUAUUACAGAGGGAUAGGUCAGUCAGUUAAUCUCCCGGAUCGACAUACACAAGUCAACAGCCCUCAAAUCGUCGCGUAAUCAAAGCUGUUAAUAUGACCAACUGUUAUAACUGUGCUUUUUAUAUGGUUAGUCUGAGCGAGAAACUACGAAUGGUCAACGAGGGCUUCGAUGAAGACUGUUUUCUGCAGGACGACAUCGAUCGGCUGAUGAUCGCGUUAGAUAAUCACGGACACGCAAGCAACAUCGCGCACGUACUGCAUCAGGAUAUCCAAGGCGCAUCGGCUGUGCGUCUCAUUCCAUUGUUGCAGUGCGCCGUGAGAAGCGUGGUAAAGCUGCAAGGGGACAUUCUGGCUUGCUUCGAGAACUGGCUGCCCGAUAGCAUGGAGGACGUUUUUGAGAAUCUGUGCGACCAAAGAAAAGACGACACCAAGACUAGCUUGGUGUUCCUUCGAAUCGGAUGGCAGGAUAUCUUCUCGCGGGCGACGCUGAAGGAAAUGGAUACGCGUCUGCGUCGACUCGACGCCGAUUGGCCGGUCUUCAAGAUCAGCAAGAGAGCAAAGAAACUAACGGUGCCUGAGAAAGUCAGAUGGAUGCUGCCGCCGAUAACGUACAAGUCGUUGGUUAUGCCGCGCUCGCCACUGUUGCAAUUGUCGUUGAACAGACUGCUGCCUCCACGCUCGCCGCUCGACAGACCAUCGCUGACGCCCGCUACAGAAGAAUCGCCACGGGCGAGAAUCGCCGAGCCACCGCCACCUCAAUCGCCGGAUCCACUGACAGCGAAGGAAGCGUCGCCGAGAGUGGCCACGAGCGAAGACAGCGACAAGCGGUCGUCGCCGGCUCGAUUCCAGCCGACGCAGUUUGCCAAACCGCCGAAUGCCAGGCAAUCGACCACCGAGACGAGACUUGGUCGAUCGAGCGUUGGCAGUUACGGCUACAAGGGAACCGGUAGCCUGUAUUUUUAUCGACAAAUUUAUUGUCAAAACUUGGCAUACAACGUCGCUUGACAACCUUGCUGCAACUACUCAAAGACCAAAUAGUUCGGAGAAAUAAGAGUGAUCGGCCGAUUCGUACAUUCGCACUGCGAGCAAAUUGCUGAUGCAGUUGUAUACGAAUAAUCUGAUCUCAUUUAAUUCAGUUUUAUGUUUGAUGAUAGACAGUGCCUUUUCAGUGAGUUGUAUAAAUGGUUAUGUGUAUAAGAAUGUCAUUUUAAGAAUAAUUCUCACGAAUAAAACAAGCAACAAGUUGUUCUGUUGCCUCGCAUUAUUUUUAAAA
Phymastichus coffea is the source of this 1281-nucleotide messenger RNA. RefSeq lists its product as uncharacterized. Lineage: Eukaryota; Metazoa; Arthropoda; Insecta; Hymenoptera; Eulophidae. The transcript is spliced from 2 exons. The record is from RefSeq and is a predicted model, not a curated record. The coding region runs from base 102 to 1013 and encodes 303 amino acids.